Molecule: messenger RNA, 1203 nt
Organism: Thlaspi arvense
Lineage: Eukaryota; Viridiplantae; Streptophyta; Magnoliopsida; Brassicales; Brassicaceae
Source: the annotation of a GenBank genome assembly
AUGGAUUUGAUCCACCAGCUUCAACCCAACGCCGUCAUCUUCUCCGACGCCGGACCUGACGUCCGGUGGAUCGGUGACGAAGCUGGAGUCGCCGGUUCCACUUGCUGGUCACUUUUUAACCGAACCAAUGCCAAAAUCGGCGACACUGAUCCUCUGUAUUCACAGGAAGGUGAUGGCUUUGGGCAAGAUUGGGUACCUGCGGAAUGUGAUGUAUCGAUCAGACCGGGUUGGUUCUGGCACGCGUUGGAGUCACCUAAACCGGCGGUUAAGCUCUUGGAUAUAUACUACGACUCUGUGGGAAGAAACUGUCUCUUCUUGCUCAAUGUACCUCCUAACACUUCAGGGCUAAUAUCUGAACAAGACAUCAAGGUUCUUGAGGAGUUCCGCGAGAUGAAAAAAUCGAUUUUCUCGAACAAUCUCGCCCGUAAAGCCACGGUGGUUAACUCGACCAGCGUCCGCGGCGACCAGAGCUCGCAGUUUGGUCCUGAGAAUGUUUUGGAAGAAGGGUUAGAGAAAUAUUGGGCUCCAGAAGAGAAGCAGAAGGAGUGGGAGUUGCGUUUUGAGUUUCAAGAACCGGUUAGUUUCAAUGUGUUGGAGAUUCAAGAACCGAUCCAAAUGGGUCAGAGAGUUGCCUCUUUUCAUCUCGAGAUACAGAGUAUUGGAAGCAAGAAGUGGGAGAGUGUUGUGACCGGUACGACCGUUGGGUUCAAGAGGCUUAUACGGUUUCCGAGAGUCAAGUCUCGGUCACUGAAGCUUGUCGUGGACAAAGCUAGGACCGAUCCGCUUAUAUCGUACCUUGGAAUCUACAUGGACAAGUUUUCGGAUUCGAGUAGAGGAAACUCAUCGAAGAUAACAAUCACAAGGACACUAAAGGAGGAGCAAGAAGAACAACUACAUAGAAUUGAACGGAAAGGAGGAAACUUUGGAAAAUCAGAGAAAGCCCUAAAAAUGGAAGCCGCCGAUCAAACGGUGAUCUGCGAGUUGCUUGCCGUCGAUCUCAGCGAUUACUGCUACAGAGUUUGCUCUCGCUGCGAGAGAGUGCUUCCCGGAGAUUAUAACAGUGGCGUUUCCUCUUCUUCAUCUUCUUCGCUAUGCAAGUUCUGCAAUUCAAAAGAACCCAAAUUGCUCUACAGGAUCCUCCGACUCUUCUCUUCGGUUGCUCAGCCGAUGAGUUCUUCCACUUCACCAAGCUCAAUCCUUUAA